This is a messenger RNA of Hibiscus syriacus, 776 nucleotides long. RefSeq lists its product as uncharacterized. The coding region runs from base 43 to 723 and encodes 226 amino acids. NCBI's taxonomy places the organism in Eukaryota, Viridiplantae, Streptophyta, Magnoliopsida, Malvales, Malvaceae. The transcript is spliced from 4 exons. The record is from RefSeq and is a predicted model, not a curated record.
UCAUCACUGCAAUCUACCAAGGAAAUUGAACUCUCGGGAAAAAUGGAAGCAACGAAAUCAAGAAGGAAACUCACCAAAAGGAAACCCUUCACUGAUCUCACCAACAGAGCCCCAUCAUCUCUCCCUUCUUCUCUCUUAUCCUCUUCAAUAAUCAAAUCCCAAACCAAAUCUUCACACUCCUUGCCUCUUAAAUCCCUUGUCAACAACAGCCCCAAUGCAGAUCCUAACUCUAACGCUAGUUUCACUGCAAGCGCAUCCCCAAUGAAUGAUAAUGGUAACAGUGACAAGAAGAAUACGGAAGACAAGGCAAAAGGUCUAAGUAACGAGGAAAACCCUAUCCCAACCCUGUCUCCGCCGCCCAAAAUUCCUUCUAUUUCAGGCGAUGUUGAUUCUUUACUUUCCGAGUUUUCUACGGUUUACAAAAGGAUUCAGACUGCUGAAAAAAGGAAGAACAAAGGGAAGGGGAUUAUGGAGCCUUCGAGUUGCUCUCUUGAAACAAGGAUGCCAAACUUAAGGAAGAAAACAUAUGGAGAUGGUGAUAUUGGUCUCUUCGAGUCAUGUCUGGGGCCUUGUAGAAAGAAACAACACGGAGAGAAGGCUGAGGUAAAUGCUUCCAAGCAUGACUCACCCCAAGAUUACAUUGACAAGCAGAGAGCCUAUUUUGCGGAGAUCGAUGCAUUUGAACUGGAACAGGAGGUAGCAUCAGCUGAUGAGUCGGAAUAGAUGAAAAAAUGUAUAUAGCUAAAUGAUUUAGGUUAAUACAAUUUAGGUGCUCA